Wyeomyia smithii (pitcher-plant mosquito) is the source of this 2132-nucleotide messenger RNA. RefSeq names its product solute carrier family 22 member 21-like. The coding region runs from base 272 to 2017 and encodes 581 amino acids. The record is from RefSeq and is a predicted model, not a curated record. Gene Ontology annotation, biological process: transmembrane transport. Gene Ontology annotation, molecular function: transmembrane transporter activity. The transcript has 3 exons. Gene Ontology annotation, cellular component: membrane. Lineage: Eukaryota; Metazoa; Arthropoda; Insecta; Diptera; Culicidae.
ACAAGCGUCUUUCUUACAAUGCGAGAAAUCUUACGGCUCAGAAAGAAGGGUUAAUUGAAGGCAGCAGCUCAGUUUCAUUCAUGACUUGAUGCGACGGUGAUAGCGAAGAUAGCGGGUUGCAUUGAUAAAGUAUGCUCUCGUGCGUUCAGUGAUAAAGACGAUUACCAUUCUAUUCACACAAGGUUUUUUUGUGUGAAUAAAAGAAGACAAAAACAAACGCGAUAAAAAAGUAAUUAACUGAUGUUCAGUUGAAUAGAACAUUCAGCGCAGAAUGGCCGCACCGGAUAGUGAUGUCGCGUUCGAUCGGAUCAUGGCGACCGUUGGAGACGAUGGCCCGUUUCAGAAGCGGUACAAUCUUUACUUUAACGUGACAACGGUAAUGUUCGUGUCGAUGACGGUAGUAAAUAUUCUACUUAUAUUGAGCGUGCCGGAGCAUCACUGUUCCGUCCCGGGGAUGGAACUAUACGGUGUGACGUCACAAGCGCAAUGGAGGAAUUUAACGCUCCCCAGCGAAAUCAACAGUCGGGGAGAGCAAGAUUAUAGCGCUUGUUUGAUGUACAAUGUGUCAAAGUUCCCGGCUGGAACACGGCCAGAGCUGAUGAGCUUCCAAGCGAAUGAUACAAUCGAUUGUGUUCACGGGUACGACUAUGAUCGACGGUAUUUCGAUCUAAUUCCCAUAACGGAGCAGAAUUGGGUCUGUGAUAAGGAGCUGCACGCCACUAACGUGUUUGCGUUUGUGCGCGUUGCCGAGGUGGGUGGCACAUUCGUACUUGGCCAGCUGGGAGAUAGGGUAGGCCGCCUGCCAGUGUACCUGAUCAGCAUUGCUACAAUUACAAUCGGCCGGUCACUGGCCGUGUUUUCUGCCUCACGGUACUGGCUGUUCGCGGCGCUGGCAUUCCUGGGCAGUUUCUCGUCUAACACGGGCUUCCAGUCGCCGCUGAUUGUGGCGAUGGAAAUUUCCAAAGAUGAAAACCGAGCCGCCCUCUCGAUGUGGCAACUGUUCGGGUGGACCGCUGGGGUCUGUGUGGCACCAUUGGUUCUCUGGUGGUGUCGAGAUUGGCGCUGGUUCCUAUUGAUCACUACUUUACCCUGUCUCAUGGCGUACUGCUUGCGACCGUACAACAUCGAGUCCCCUCGUUGGUUGGCCAGCCAGGGACGUUACCAAGAUUGCAUCCGAGAGCUGAAGAAAAUCGCUAAAAUUAAUGGAAGACGAUUUGACUACACGGAGCACGAGUUGCGCGAACAGGUUUCACAGAAAGAGGUGGAAAAAACGUACGGGGUAGCAUCGCUGUUCAGCGGGUGGCACAUGACUAAACUUACCACUUUACUACUGAUCGGUUGGGUUUGCAACACUAUACCGACUUUCACACUGUUCCUGCUCAGUAUGCAAAUGGGAGGAAAUCCAUUUCUAAACUUUUUCUGGCAAGGUGCAAUUGAAUUGCCGGCGUACUUUUGCGGGCAAUUGUUGAGUGAUCGUCUCGGACGACGUUUCACCAACAGUGGAGCCUUCCUGGGCGUUGCUCUGUCCUGCGUCCCAGUUGUAUUCAUAAUUCACCACAGUGGCACUGAACUGUACACGACUAUCUUUGCAAUCAUUAUCAAGUUUUUCGUAUGCAUAACCUAUUUCACGCUGUACCUGCAAUCGUUUGAACUAUAUCCAACCUCGCUGAGACAAACGGGAACAUCGUUUGGCAUCAUAGUGGCCAACGUAUUCGGAACUCUUGGUCCGUACAUAGUAUUUCUGGGAACCACCUACGAUCUGCGUCUCCCAUUCGUGGCAAUGGGUCUAAUCGGUAUACUGGGACUAAUAGCAUCGAUUUAUUUACCGGAAACCCUUUACCAGAAGCUGCCGGAAACGAUGGAAGAAGGACGACGCUUCGGCAAGGAUCAACGUUUUUGGAGCUUACCGAGAAAGACGUGCGAUGCAAACAAAGGGGACAUGAGCACACAGCCGUCGAUAGCCGACGGGGAAAAGGAAGGGCUGAAUCGGAACGCAUCCAGCGUUCUUACGUAUUAAUGUAUACUCAUUUUAUGUAUAGAAAUAUGGCAAUGUGUAAGGUGAAAUUAUAAUUUUGAAUAAAUGAAGGUGCUAUUUGUUUGAUUAAUAAAGCUGUAACGUACAAGAAACAGAA